Heteronotia binoei (common prickly gecko) is the source of this 2581-nucleotide messenger RNA. RefSeq names its product protein phosphatase with EF-hand domain 2 (gene PPEF2). The transcript has 17 exons. Gene Ontology annotation, biological process: detection of stimulus involved in sensory perception; negative regulation of MAPK cascade. Lineage: Eukaryota; Metazoa; Chordata; Lepidosauria; Squamata; Gekkonidae. Gene Ontology annotation, molecular function: Hsp90 protein binding; iron ion binding; manganese ion binding. Gene Ontology annotation, cellular component: nucleus; cytosol. Bases 9 to 2231 code for a protein of 740 amino acids. The record is from RefSeq and is a predicted model, not a curated record.
UCCCAUAGAUGCAGAAAAACGUUUGGGCCAAGCGUCCUUUGAAAGCCAAUCGACUUCCUGUCAAAACUUUGAAGCCCGGUAAAGCGCUCAGUAAAACGCACAUCAGAGGUGAAUUGUUUGAAGACUAUGGGAUGUGGAAGUUCCGGACAAAAUACAAUGUUGACAGAAUCAGAGAAAAUGUCUUUUUAUAUGCCACAGCCUUUAAAGCUGCUAUCCUGAUCCAGAGAUGGUACCGACGUCAUAUGGCCCGGCUCGAAGUGCGCCGGAGAUGCACGUGGCGCAUUUUUCAAUCCAUAGAAUAUUCAGGAGAACAGGAUCAUCUCAAGCUCAACCAUUUCUUUGACUACCUUGUGGACCAUUUCAUGUCAAGCAACAGUAAUGAGAGGGAUUUCAUUAACCGCGUUUUCUCCGAAAGUGAUAUCCCUAAAGAUCCCAAAUUGGAUAAAGCCUGCAACUAUGAAUUGAUCCAGGUGCCAGACAACUAUGCAGGGCCCCAUCUUACCUUCCCUCUCUCGCCGGACCAUGCCUCUGCCUUACUGGAAGCGUUCAAACAAGACAAACAGCUCCACGCACGUUAUGUCCUAAAACUCUUUCACGAAACCCUGAAGCAUCUCUCGCAGCUGCCAAAUAUCAGCAACAUCUCAACCUGCUACAGCGAGAUCACCGUGUGCGGAGAUUUGCACGGCCAGUUGAACGACUUGUUUCUGAUAUUUUACAAGAAUGGCCUUCCAUCUCCGGCGAAGAGAUAUGUGUUCAACGGUGACUUCGUGGACCGGGGCAAAAAGUCCAUUGAGAUCUUGAUCAUUCUUUUUGCCUUCCUCUUGAUUUACCCAAAGGAGGUCCACCUGAACCGAGGAAACCACGAGGACUACAUGAUCAACUUACGCUAUGGGUUCACCAAGGAGGUAAUGCGCAAAUACAAGGAACAUGGGAAUAAAAUACUGAAACUGCUCCGGCAUGUCUUCAGCAGCUUGCCGCUGGCCACCCUGAUCGACCAGAAGGUUUUAGUGGUACACGGAGGGAUAUCAGACACCACUGACUUGGAGCAGCUGGCCAGGAUCGACAGGCGUAAGAUCUUCUCUUUGUUAACCCAGAAGAGGAAAAGCGAGAAAAUCCUACGCCUCAGUGGAGCUACCUCAGCCAGUGUCUCUGAAGUUUCACAGCAGUCCAAUAUUUCCAAGCGAGUGCAGCAGACAGUGCACGAAGAACUGCAGUCGUGCCGAAGGCUGGCAGGCCUGGCGGAGCCCAGAGGGUUGGACGCUUCUGCCGGCACCCCCUUGGCCUCCAUGUCGGAGCUGGAUGUGAAAUCCUUUGAGUCUGUUGAAAUGGAAGAAAGUGAGGUCAAGCAGGUUAUCGAUAUCCUGUGGAGCGAUCCCCACCCUCAUGAGGGCUGCCAGGUGAACGAAGAGCGAGGAGGGGGCUGCUACUUUGGCCCUGAUGUGACGGAGCGGGUUCUGCAGAAGCACGGCCUCCAGCUCCUCAUCCGCUCUCACGAGUGUAAGCCGGAGGGUUACGAGUUCUGCCACAACCGAAAGGUCAUCACCAUAUUUUCGGCUUCCAACUACUACGCCGUUGGCAGCAACAGAGGGGCCUACCUGAAACUGGGGGCAGACCUGAUCCCUCACUUUGUGCAAUAUCAAGGCAGCAAGCUGACGUCUCAGCUGAACAUGACCCAAAGGAUCAGCCGAGUGGAGGAGACGGCCUACCAAGCUCUGAGGGAGAAAAUGUUCGCCCACAGGUCAGAAAUCGCCAGUGCUUUCAAGCAUUUGGAUAAGAACAAGACAGGUGUGAUCACGUUGAACGACUGGGCCAUCGCUGUCGAGUCGGUCCUCCACUUAGGGCUGCCUUGGAGGAUGUUGCGUCGACAGCUGGUGCCCCGCCUCAUCGGUGGGAAGCUGGACUAUAACCAUUGGCUGAAACACAUUGCGAUGGAGCAGAAGUCCACGCACCAGGAGCGCAUCCAGUCGAGUUUGCUGGAGACCAUCUACCGAAACCUGCCCAACCUAGAGACUGUCUUCAACAUCAUAGACACGGACCAUUCAGGAUUGAUCUCUUUCGAAGAGUUCCGCCAGAUCUGGAAGCUUUUCAGCGCCCACAUGCAAAUCGAGAUCUCGGAGAGCGGCAUCUGCGACUUGGCCCGCAGCAUCGACUUCAACAAAGACGGGAACAUCGACUUCAACGAGUUCCUCGAAGCCUUCCGCAUCUCCACGCACACUCAGAAUGCCGACUAAGGCCGUGGCGGCGAGGCCAACCGGCUCAAAAGAAGUCACCUCCAGGACGUCUUCUUCACCAGACUAAUCUUUUUUUUUUUUUUUAAACCCAAGUAUGUGCCUCUGACCUGGAUGAAAAGACCAAGCUGGUCGCUGCGAAACACAAGGCAAUGGGUGGCCGACCGCUGGCAAUACUAUCCCGACCUGGUCUCUUGGCACCUAUUUUUCCGACUGUCAGCUCUCAAGGCAAGGAAGUUAGCAUCGCUUCUUUGUAAACCUAAUCCAAGGGCUUGGGCGUUGGGGGCUGCGUUCCCUUUUAACGGCUCCUUCAGUUUUCAAAAGUGUUGAAGAAUAAAUCCAGAUUUAUGAAA